UGUUACAUCUUGCAAACAGAACCUGAUCUGAAGCAGUUUGAUUUGUAAAUCAGACAGCAGACUGGCGGUGGAUUACCUGCUGCAAAGCCACGGGACUUGAAGAGCUGUUCGAACUGGGACUCGUUAGUCGCCGAUGCUGAGAAUCGAAAGGUGUCUGGAAGGCAGUAUUUACCCCCGGCGUGAGGAACUACACUACCCGGCAACCCUUGCACAGGGCUGCGCCUUCAGCUGUAACUUUCCAGGUUGGGGGCGGCGACUGGGGGAUUGCCCGAUCAGCGAAAGGAUCGAGUUUCUUUCCUACGUCAGUCGGUGCUGCCUUUUCUAUUUGGGCCGGGGGAGUGGUGUCUUCUCGUCCGUGGAAACCACUGUAGCCGCGAGGGGUCUUUUCCGUCCCCGUCCUCUCCUGGAAGGAACACCAGCAUGGAAGCUGCAUUACGUAACAGCUUGGAUGAGCCUCCAACUUCUGUCACCCUCACGGACAGUAGCCACUUCUCUCAGGUUAUCUUUAUAGACAUAGAGAAUUUCUAUGCUCCUGGAACUGACAUAACCUGCCGAUAUAAAUUGUCUUAUUACUUCACGCCACGCCGGAAUGACUGGGUUGGCAUAUUUAGGGUGGGGUGGAAGACAACUCGUGAAUACUACACUUUCAUGUGGGCGGCUUUGCCUAGCAGCUUUGAAGACAAGGAUGCUAAAUCUCAGGAAGUUCUCUUUAAAGCCUAUUACCUGCCAAAGGAUGAUGAAUAUUACCAGUUUUGUUACGUUGACCAGGAUGGGCAGGUCCGUGGAGCCAGUAUCCCCUUCCAGUUCUGUGCAGAGGCUGAGGAUGACAUGUUGGUGGUUACGACCCAGGGAGAAGUGGAAGAGAUUGAGCAACAAAACAUAACUUUGCUUCAAGAAAACCAUAAACAGAAGGAAGAGCUUGCAAACCUUCAGAAACAGCAUGAGAAUCUACAGGAGAAACUCAAGGCAGCAGAGGAGAAGGCAAAGGAACUGGAGGAUAAAGUCAGUUUACUGCAAACUGGGACCGUGGAGCUUCAGAGAGCUCAAGAUCUACAGGCUUUACAUAUAAACUCCACUCAGACAGAGUUAGCUGCUGUUACAGAAAAUAAUACAAAGCUUCAAAAGGAAAAUGAGGAUCUUCAAAGAAGCAUGGAAACUUUAAGGAGCAGCAAUCAGCAACUUGAUUCAGAAGUGCAUCUUCUUAAAAAGAAGAUUACACAUCUAGAAACACAGAACGAUGCUGCAAAGUUGGAACUGAGCCAAGUCAAAGAAGAGAAAAAAAGCAUGUUAUCUGAAAAGGAACAGCUGGAAAAUAAGCUAAGAAGUGCCUUGGAUAGUUUGGAUCAACUUCAGUCACAACUACAGGGUCAAGAGAAGGAAAUAGAAAACCUGCAGAGGGCAGAUGAAGACAAAACAAGAUACCUUGAACAGCUGGAGAAAAAAAACGAUCAGCUGAAUGCCACUUUGCUUUCACAGCAAAAAUUAGAGGAGAAACUGAAGGAGAAAACACAUUUGCUUCAGACCCUGCAGAAGGAGAAGGUUGAAAUGGAAAAGAAGAAUCAGCAACUAAAGCAAGAGAAUCAAGACCUGAUGGCACACCUUCCUGAAAUGUUGGGUGAUGCAUCUACUCAUUUCCCAACCCGGUCACCUGAAAAUUCAGUCCUUGUGUUUGGGAAUCCAUAUGCUGCACCCCCAGAGCUUCCUGAGGCAGAACUGGUCUCUCUGAAAGCAUGUCCCAUGUGCCACGAACUCUUCCCUAAUGACAUAGGAGAGCAAGAGUACUCUGCCCAUGUUCAGAGCCACCUUCUGCAGUGCCCUUAUUGCAGUGAAACCUUUGAUAGCUCUAGCAAGCAAGUCUUCGAUGACCACGUUUUUUGCCAUGGCUUAAACUAAUCAUGAACCUUCUCAAGCCACACGCUCUGAACGAUAGUGCCUAUUUCUCUUCCUUUUCCUAGUAUGAUUUGGCAUAUGAUUUCUUUGUGAUGUGCUGCUGUUAUACUUGGCAUGUCAGAGUAAAACUUGUUGGGACUGCAGCAUUGAUUACUACCACUCUUCCUUUCUGCAACCAGUUAAAUAUGUACUGUGCAUAUUUAAAGGCAUAUGUAUGUACUGCUUGCCUUCUGCAACAGUUUAAAGUCUUGCUGCAGGAUAUUUGAAAAUGAGAUGGUGUGUUUUGUCCUUGCACCUUUUAUUAAUACGGAAUGGUGGAUUUUUCCCUUCAUAUGUGUAGUUAGCAUAAUCUCUCAGCAUAAGAGAUUUGUUUUGUAAUAUUUGUCUAGCUGUGUAAACUACAGAAAGGCUGCCUUUGCAUGCUUUCUACUCACUUCAAGCUAAGAGGUUACUCACAAAAACAAACCACAGAUGUGAUGGCAGCCCUACCAACUCCUGCCUCCAUACUGGUUUCGCAUGGAGGUUAACAACUGGGGAAGGUGUGUGCUCAUCCGUGUUGCAUCAGAUCAGAUGUGAUGGUCAGAAAAUGGGGGCAUGGACCUUGUUUUGACUGAACCUCUAGCACCUCCUUGCUCUUCCCUGGUGCCCUUCAAAUGUUUAGGUCUUCAACGCUCAUCAGCUGCAGUAAGCAUGGCCCGUGGUGAAGAAUCUGGGGAGUUGUAGUCCAAACCAUGCAGAGGACACCAAGUUGAGGAAGACUAUACUAGGCAGGUGCAGGAGCCAACUGCUUUGAGCUGGUGGGCAUACUGGAAUGCUGAGAGCAUGUCACUGACUAGUUGCAAAACACCUGCUCCCCACAAGGUAAAGCUAGGAGGCUAACAAACAAUUGCUUUGCCCAAGAACCGAAGUCCAAGGCUGAGAGAUGUUUGAAGCUGAAAAUACACUUUUUUUCAAAGCUCAGUUUUGUGUUUCGACCCUUCUUGCACAGAUGUCACAUUUCAGAAUGAAGCACUGUGCUGCAGUCACCCACCAUUUUUGUUUUUUGGGGAAUUCUUUCAGGGCCCUUUAUACUUGGGAACAGAGAUGGUGUAGCUCCUGAGACUGACACUUUGUUUUGCCAUAUGCCAGCUUCCCAAUUAAUUUUUGUCAUUAAAAAAACCUCUAAAUGUUUUAAAGAUCGGGAGAGGCUGGUAUCCUGGUGGGAUGUGGAUGUGUCUAUAGAUAGGCUCUUUGAUACCCUUAGGGAGCUCAGCUGAGAGGCAGUACAGUUAUCCAAACUGCUUGGAAGAUAUUUAUCUAAGCAGUCCAUGGAAACUCUGGCUUUAGUUUUGUUUGCAUUUUAAAAACAAGAAUUUUUAUUUUAUUCACUCCCACUAAAUGCUGUUAGUUAACUCAGGAAUCAAAGUAGCAACGUUCAGCAAUGCAUUUAAAUAUUAUUCAUGUAUUAUUGUUGCUGCUUUGGAAUUUGCUUGAUCCAAAUUUUGCUUCGGGGGCGGGCUGUGGGGUGGGUGGGAAGAAGCCACAUUUUGUGCAUACUCAUGUUCAUUAGUAGGUAUGUUGAAUUCUUGUAUCAUUUCUUCAAAACUGCUGUUCUGAUUUUUAAGACAUUGAUGUUGCAUAGCACAUGUGCUAUGUAAGACCAAAAGUUGCAACAAUGGUCAGCUACCAACAAUCACACUGUGUACUGAUUACUACUAAAUACCUAAUGUUAUAGGUAGGAGAAUCUAUUAUACUUUUAGUAGCAUCUGGCUUUCAAUUUUACCUUAUAAUUGCUUUUUAAAAAGGAAGCUAUGUUUAAAACAAUCUCUUCCAGUGCUGCAAAUCUGAAGUUGUAUAGGUUGACAAUUAAGUUGUAUAAGUUGACCAUUACAGUUAGUUAAAUAAAUAGACUUCAUUUUUGACCUUA
Varanus komodoensis (Komodo dragon) is the source of this 3796-nucleotide messenger RNA. RefSeq names its product calcium binding and coiled-coil domain 2 (gene CALCOCO2). Gene Ontology annotation, cellular component: autophagosome; PML body. Gene Ontology annotation, biological process: xenophagy; positive regulation of autophagosome maturation. Lineage: Eukaryota; Metazoa; Chordata; Lepidosauria; Squamata; Varanidae. Bases 421 to 1893 code for a protein of 490 amino acids. The transcript has 14 exons. The record is from RefSeq and is a predicted model, not a curated record.